This is a messenger RNA of Colletotrichum higginsianum IMI 349063, 471 nucleotides long. RefSeq lists its product as uncharacterized. The transcript has 2 exons. Bases 1 to 471 code for a protein of 156 amino acids. The record is from RefSeq and is a predicted model, not a curated record. NCBI's taxonomy places the organism in Eukaryota, Fungi, Ascomycota, Sordariomycetes, Glomerellales, Glomerellaceae.
AUGGGCACAACUGGUACAACACUGCGCUGUGCAGUCCUGUGCAGUCCUGUGCAGAGAUGGUGUGACGAGAGAAGGGUUGAUUCGGGUCGAGGGAUAACCGGAACCCACCAAACUGAUUCGAUUGCGGGUUUCGACGGGAGAGACGUUGGACAAACACGGCCGAAAAUCUCGGGGUCCCUUUUUUUCUUUUUUUUCGAUUGCGACGGUGCCGGCGCCGAAAGAGCCGUUUCACAGCGUAACCUCCGGUCUCCUCAUACUCGUAGGGACCCGGGACAAAACACGGCGCUUUAUACUUGUCUAGUGCUCCGAGAGAGGCCUCCCGAGCAACGUAGUGCCGUGCGGGCGUCGUAUGGUGCGUCGGGCGCCGAGCAGACGAGGGGUAAUCAGAGCAGGGGAAGGAGGUGGAGGAGAUGGAGGAGGGGGGCCGCGGUUCCUCACCCCGGUUUGUCUUGUCUCCUCUAUCAAACAUGA